Molecule: messenger RNA, 860 nt
Organism: Rhinichthys klamathensis goyatoka
Lineage: Eukaryota; Metazoa; Chordata; Actinopteri; Cypriniformes; Leuciscidae
Gene: tp53inp2a
Product: tumor protein p53 inducible nuclear protein 2
Exons: 4
Coding region: 308-787 (159 amino acids)
Biological process (GO): autophagosome assembly; positive regulation of DNA-templated transcription
Cellular component (GO): nucleus; autophagosome
Source: RefSeq, a predicted model, not a curated record
AGCUACUUCGCUGGGCUUUUUGUUUUUUAUUAUCAGCUGUUCGUUGGGAUCUAUACUGCGGUGCUAUCAUUUGCAAAAAUAAACAAAAGAUCAUAUAUUCUGCACCUCUACCUCGGAAACUACCAAAAAGACCAAAAAAUUAUUUUUAACGAAUUAGACGGCGGAAAAUCGGUUGCUCUAUAAAGAAGCAGGUCUGGCUGAAGUCGUUCUGCUGAGAUCUGCUCGUAACAUCUGCCAGAGAGACCCGUGUACAAGGCAAUCCAGUUCACCAUCUAUUAUUAAGUACAAUCACUUGUAAUUUAUAACCAUGUUUCAACGGCUCACAAACCUGCUCUUUGGAAGCGUGAAUGAAACAACUCAGGAACCAACUGUACCAAAACAAGGGUCUCCGGAAGUGGACGAGGAGGGCUGGCUCAUGGUCAAUGCAGCUGAUGGAGAGACAUCCUCUGAACCCAGUGAGGUGCAGUUCAAGUUAAUAAGAACCCUGUCAGGCACUGAGAAAUCUGCUGCCAGCUUGGUCAGUGAUGGAAGCAUCGUAGAUCCGGAAGUCCCUGUUUCUCGAGGCAGUGUUCGAGUAUCUCAGCGGCUGGUCUCUCAGUCCGGGGCUCUGGUCAAAGUCACGCAGGUGGGCCGUAUACAGCGGGCUCAGGCCCGGGCCAACCGCCACAAUCUCGGCCGCAAUUGCAUUCAACGCCAGAACCACAUUCGUCAACGUGUUCCUCAACAUUACUCUCGCAUACACCGCGUGAUGCUCCACCAGCCUGGCCGUCGCAACUUUAAUUACUAAGAUGCAGAGAAAGUCAACAAGCGCGCAAGCACAUGCAAGUACCUUGGUGCAAAAUAAAAGCUUGAUAUGAGAA